AUGGAAUCACUUGCUGGUCCUCCUGAGAUGAUGCCGAUCACCAGAGAUACCGACCCGACUCAUUGGGUCCGCCGAGCUCUCACAGCCGUCCUGGGCGUCCCCCUUGCUGCGCAGGACAUGGCGGACAAAGACUCGCAGGGCUCACUCGGUCUCUACUUCCACCGUGGUAAGGACCGACAUGGCAAUAAGAGCAAGGACGUCUUGGCAUUUACCAACAAACAUGUCGUGUCCAAGAAGACCAACGAGGACUACAAGUACAGUGGCCACCAAGGUGAACGUAAGCAGUACAUUCGCAACUGCGGUUAUCGUCGCUUUGAGAAGCUCCUCAACGAGGCUCGUGCCCUGCUUGCUGAGAAGCUCGAUGACGCCAAGUUGUUCGCCGAGCAGCUUGCGGAGCUGGUGGCGAAACGACCUGAGGAAGAGGAUGCGGAGUACAACAGGGACUUGAAGGAUAAGGAGCAGCAGUUGCAGAAAGCGGAGUCGGACGUUGGUGUCCUCGAUGAGUUCCUCAAGCUCCUCAAGUCCACCUGGAGCGAUGCCCUCGAUCGUAUCAUCGCCUGGGUCGACUGGGCGCCCAAGAUCGCCAAUGACGCCGACUCCCGCCGCUACACUCGCGAUAUAGGUGUCAUGACGCUCGAACGGGACAAAUUCGUUCAGAACUUCAAGGGGAAUGUCGUCUACCUUGCUGGUAAGUUCACCCGCGCCGAGAUCAACGCUUGCUUCUACCCCAACGCUGCCAACCCCUCCGUAUUUAAGUACCCAAAGGACCACCUCUUCAGGCUCUCGGGUACCGUCGACGCCGCAGCCCUCUCGAACCCGUACUUUGUUGACAAGAACAACAACCCCUGCUUCGUCGUUGCCAAGCAAGGGCAGGUGACCGACCUUACCUUUGGUCGCCAGUCCGAGCUCGAGGCUUACACCUAUAGGGACCUCGAAGGCAGGUCCUGGGAGGUCGCAGUCCUCAACUGGGGGGGCAACAAGCACGGUAAUUUCUCGGCUAAGGGGGAUUCCGGCUCAGCUAUCUUCAACGCGGAGGGAAAGCUGGUCGCUGUCCUGCACUCCGGAAUGCCCCGCGGCAUGUCCAACCAUGUUACCUUCGGAACCCCUGGUCACUAUGUCAUGGAGCUCAUCUUGGAGCAGUACCCCGACGCCGAUUUCUCCCGCUUAAAGUUCGAAGAAGACGAGGCCACCGCCGCCUAA
Stereum hirsutum FP-91666 SS1 is the source of this 1200-nucleotide messenger RNA. RefSeq lists its product as uncharacterized. The record is from RefSeq and is a predicted model, not a curated record. The transcript is spliced from 2 exons. Bases 1 to 1200 code for a protein of 399 amino acids. Lineage: Eukaryota; Fungi; Basidiomycota; Agaricomycetes; Russulales; Stereaceae.